Corticium candelabrum is the source of this 761-nucleotide messenger RNA. RefSeq lists its product as uncharacterized. NCBI's taxonomy places the organism in Eukaryota, Metazoa, Porifera, Homoscleromorpha, Homosclerophorida, Plakinidae. The coding region runs from base 1 to 618 and encodes 205 amino acids. The transcript is spliced from 3 exons. The record is from RefSeq and is a predicted model, not a curated record.
AUGGAAAGAGCCACAAUGCAGGAUGAUGAAAGAGAACUUGAACGGGGAGAUGAAGACGAAGAUCACACAGAACUCGAACAAGAAAUUUCAGUUCAAGACACAACACUAACAGAAUCACAAACUCACAAUACAAGCCAACCACCACAAACCCAACAAACCAAACAAACCAACCCAUCUCGCCCACCCGUCAUCCAAAUCCAAACAAAACCAAAUGAAACCGACACAUCAAAUGCCACAGACGUGCAUGAAGCUAACAUCCCGGAUACUGUGGAUGAGCAACUACAUGAGCCACUUGUAAUCGGCGAGAACGGAUCGAGCAAGCAAACAUCAACGGCUGGAAGUCCCGUUUCAACGUCUAGUGAGUCGUUUGUCACUCUGCCGUGUCCGAGUUUUGAUGAUGGGGAGGAGGAUGGAGGUGAGGAGACGGCUGAGUUGGAGUCGAAUAGAAUCGAUGAUGGUUUGUUGUUGGACGUGCUCAACGAGCAGAUGACUCCUCGACAGGAGGACGAGUUUGUGAUGGUUGCGAGUUCGUUGGUGAGAGAUGAAGUGCGUAUGGCGAGAGAUGAGGAAAGGAGGGAGAAUGAAGAAAGUGAAGACAACUGGCUGUCAUGCGACUGAGAACACAUUACAAGAUGUUGUGAAGAUCUGUGCUGCUUUAUUCAAAGAGAUUCAAUAGAAUGCUUUACGGGAGAGAAUUUUUGAGUAAUUAACAUAGCCACACAUAGACACACCUUUUGUGAGACAAUUAUAGUAAUUGUUAU